Molecule: messenger RNA, 1776 nt
Organism: Orbilia oligospora ATCC 24927
Lineage: Eukaryota; Fungi; Ascomycota; Orbiliomycetes; Orbiliales; Orbiliaceae
Exons: 1
Coding region: 1-1776 (591 amino acids)
Molecular function (GO): FAD binding
Source: RefSeq, a predicted model, not a curated record
AUGAAUAGGCUACUCCAAAAAACGAGUUCAUCUGGUCUAUUAAAGUCAGUGUCAGCAUCAAGAAAUCCGCUGUCGAAUUGCUUCUUAAUCAACGUUCAUCGGUGUAUCGGACGACCUAAGACUGAAGUUCAAGGACCAAGACCGAGACUAUUUGCAACUUGUUGCAUCUCGAACCAACAACACAGAAACCAGGAACAUCUGACCAAAAGCGAUUUCCGUUCCGAAAAGACAUCCCUUAACAUGGCCUCUCAAAAGCCAGUCCUAAUAGCCGGCGCAGGCCCCACGGGUCUAAUGGCUGCCCUCUGGCUAACUAAUUUGGGGACCCCGUUCCGAAUCGUCGACAAACACGCUUUAGCCGCGGACACAUCACGAGCAACUGUAGUCCACGCCCGAACACUUGAAUACUAUCGCAUGCUCGGACUCUCAGAACGGGCCGUAUCUGAAGGACGAGUCGUCAAAAAUAUGGCAUUCUUUGGGAACUUGAAAGAAAUCGUACGGCGCGAAUUUAAUAGUAUCGGCCGUGGGAAAUCAAAGUUCCCUUUUGUACUUGCAUAUCCGCAGGACCUAAACGAACGGAUGUUAAUUAAAGAAUUGGAAAAAAGAGGAGUAAAUGUUGAAAGGGACGUUGAAGUCACAAGCCUAUCACAGAAUGAUGAAUAUGCAACUGUGACAUUGAAGAAUAAACAAGGGGAAGAAGAAAAAUUCGAGGCAUCCUAUGUACUCGGAUGCGAUGGAGGGCAUUCAGUUGUCAGGGCUCAUACCAAUAUCAAGAGUACACCAGGGGCUUAUGCUCAAAGAUUUUUUGUGGCAGACGUUGAAGGAGAGGUGUCUGUUGGACUAGAAAAUGUCAACAUCUGCUUCAACGCCAACGACUUUUGUUUGCUCUUCGCAAUGCCUAACGGGAGAAUCAGGCUUGCGGGAUGGGCCCCAGAGGAGUCGGUUAAUCGGGAAUUUAGUUUCUCAGAUGUGGAAGAAUCCGUGAAAAAGAAUACUGGGGCAGUAGUCAGCAAAGUUCACUGGUUCUCCACAUAUACGGUCUAUCACGGAGUGGCUGAAACGUUCAGAGAUCGAAGGGUGUUUAUUUGUGGAGACGCAGCUCACGUUCACAGCCCUGUCGGCGGACAAGGCAUGAACACCGGUCUCGGGGAUGCUACUAACAUAUCAUGGAAGAUCGCUGCCGUACUAGCAGGAAAAGCCAACCCUGACAUCCUAGACACAUACCAGAGCGAGCGACGGCCUUUUGCCGAGCGCCUUGUGAACACCACGGAUAAAUCCUUUUCCAUUGCUACCGACAGAGGCUUUACUGGGUGGGUAUGGCGUACUUUGGUCAUGGGAAAUGUUGCUCCUCUGAUCUUCCGUCUCGGGUUACUCGACAAUACGUUGUUUGAAACAAUUUCACAGAUAAGAAUAGAGUACAGGGAUAGUGCCAUAAGCAACGGUAACCAUAUCUCCAACCUAUACGCCGGAGAUCGGCUUCCUUGGGUUAGUUUCGACGAUACCGGAGUAGACAACUUUGAUCCGCUAGGUGGUCUAAAUUGGCAAAUCCACGUUUAUGGUGACUUGAGCGACAAUGUUAAGGUGUUUGGUCAAGAGAGGGGCCUUAAAAUUAGCAACUUUCCUUACAAUAAUGAAGUGAAAGCGAAAGGAAUAUCUAAGGAUUGUGUUAUAUUAGUACGUCCGGACGGGUACAUUGGACAGCUUGUUGAAGGAUCUUCAAGCGACCACAUCGAUAGAUUACGAGUAUUCAUGGAUAAGUGGGGAAUCAAAGCAUUUUAA